Messenger RNA from Drosophila sechellia, 1294 nucleotides. RefSeq names its product Protein phosphatase D6 (gene PpD6). Lineage: Eukaryota; Metazoa; Arthropoda; Insecta; Diptera; Drosophilidae. Gene Ontology annotation, molecular function: protein serine/threonine phosphatase activity. The transcript has a single exon. The record is from RefSeq and is a predicted model, not a curated record. Gene Ontology annotation, cellular component: cytoplasm; nucleus. The coding region runs from base 22 to 1029 and encodes 335 amino acids.
UUGAUUUCACACACAAAAACGAUGGCCGUGUUUAUGCAAAGUUUACAUAUCGCGGGGCAGUUGUCGAACAGCGAAGCGAGUACUGACUACCAUCUGCCUGCGGCCCUAAAUCUGAAUCAUCUGCUCAAUAAACUGAUGAGCUUCCGACGCUCAAAGAUGCAAAGGCUUCCGUUGUUGGAGACAGAAGUGAACUUACUGUGCACCCUGGCACGUGAACUUUUCCUCGACGAGCCCAUGCUGCUCAAUGUUACGGCACCCAUUAGAGUUGUGGGCGAUAUACACGGGCAGUAUCACGAUCUGAUGAAGAUCCUCGAUCAGUGCGAAUAUCCGCCGCAGACACGGUAUCUAUUUCUCGGGGAUUACGUGGACAGGGGCAAGAACUCGGUGGAAACGAUCACCCUGCUUUUGGCACUGCGCGUCAAGUUCCCGAAGCACAUUUACCUACUGCGUGGAAAUCACGAGUCGCAGUCGGUGAAUCGAGUCUACGGAUUCUUCGACGAGUGCAAGCGGCGCUACACGGUGAAGCUGUGGAAAACCUUUGUCGAUUGCUACAACUGCAUGCCCGUGGCAGCCAUAAUUUCCCACCGCAUCUUCUGUUGCCACGGCGGCCUAAGUCCGCAGCUGAAGGAGCUGAGCAACAUCGAAUCGAUUGCCCGUCCCACAGAAGUGCCCGAAACGGGUCUGCUAUGCGAUCUGUUGUGGAGCGAUCCGGAUCGCUAUGGCUUCGGCUGGACAUCGAGUGAUCGGGGUGUUAGCUACCUCUAUGGGCGCGAUGUCCUCGAGAAGUUUCUGCAAAAGAACGACUUCGAUCUGGUGUGUCGUGCCCACCAGGUGGUGGAGGAUGGAUACGAGUUCUUUGCCAAACGCCAGUUGGUCACCGUCUUCUCGGCACCCAACUAUUGUGGCUUGUACGACAACGCAGGGGCUUCAAUGGGCGUGGACAAGGAUCUAGUUAUCUCUUUCGAUAUACAGCGGGGUGACAUCCGAAGAGUCGUCGCUAGAAGUGGGAGCGUUUCUCCCAUAAGUUGAAAAACAGACGGAAAGGCUGCUUGAACUAUCAAUUCCUGCAAAGAUUAGCAGUAGCGUGGAAGCUCAGUAAUCUUAAAUUGUGGACCAGAGCCAAAAGGAUAGAUCAUCUCGCUAUAAAUGUACUAUCAUCAAGUAACAAUUUCACUUUCAUGAAUGAGCAUCUCAAGCAUCAAAAUGGCAUUACUGCUUGAUGAUACUACAUGGAAAAUGUAUAAAUUAUAAAUAUAAAUUCAGCAAUGACCACCAAAUUGUACAAAGCAAUUUU